CAACGAAAUUGCGUGGAAACUAAUCUACUACUCAGCCAAACAAAUUACUUAAGGAAGCCCCCUUUUGCCUUUGCCAUACACUCCCAAGUCCCACCCUUUCUCUCUCAUUUCAUUUAUUUUUGUUUGGCAAAAAUAUAAAGCUUUUGUAGUGAGAAGCAACAUAUAUGGCUGGAGUGAAGGUGGUGGGUUGGGCCGCGGUGGUUCUGGUGGUGGUGGCACUGACGAUGGGCCUUUCAGGAGCCCAAGUUCACCACGUGGUUGGUGGAGACCCUGGCUGGGACUCUUCUUCCGACGUCCCGUCUUGGUCCUCCGGCAAAACCUUUAGGGUCGGAGAUAAGAUCUGGUUUACCUACUCCGCGGCGCAGGGUAGUUUAGCUGAGCUGGGAAGCAGGGAGGAAUAUGAGGCGUGCGAUUUGAGCAAUCCCAUCAGGUUGUUCACGGACGGCCUAGAUGUCAUCUCCCUGGAGGCGGAAGAAGUCCGCUACUUCGCGAGCAGCAGCACUGAGCAUUGCAAGAACGGCCUCAAGUUACACGUGGACGUGCAGCCUCAGCAGAACUAUUCUGGAAUUGGAAUUCUUCAAGAAACUUCAUCAGAAGAACAUGAACCCUUGGCCCAAAAAGCUACCCUCGCUGCUGGGCCCACAUCUCCAUCUGGAUCGGCCCAGUUAAGCCCAAGCCCUGUUCUGUUUGUGUUUGGAUUACUGGGCAUCCUCAUGAUCCGUUUUUAAGAUGUAGUACCCCAUAGUUUGCUUUCCCUUGUGCUUUCUUAGGGACAGGAUUAAGUACUUUUUUGUUAUUGUUUUUUUUGUUUUGUUUUUUAAGAUGUUUUUUUUUUGGUGUGUUAUCCUUGUUUUGGUGUUGCUUUUAGAGCCCUUCAUGGAUGGCCUAUUAUGAAUUUAUGUAAUGGGAUUUUGCUCGAUUUCCAUGCAAAAAUCCUACCAAGUUAAGGCACUACUACUUGUGAGGGGAAUUAAAAAUUAAAAA
Messenger RNA from Morus notabilis, 984 nucleotides. RefSeq names its product umecyanin. Gene Ontology annotation, cellular component: plasma membrane. NCBI's taxonomy places the organism in Eukaryota, Viridiplantae, Streptophyta, Magnoliopsida, Rosales, Moraceae. The transcript has 2 exons. The record is from RefSeq and is a predicted model, not a curated record. The coding region runs from base 165 to 728 and encodes 187 amino acids. Gene Ontology annotation, molecular function: electron transfer activity.